This is a messenger RNA of Protopterus annectens (West African lungfish), 1059 nucleotides long. Its product is annotated as vomeronasal type-2 receptor 26-like. The record is from RefSeq and is a predicted model, not a curated record. Gene Ontology annotation, biological process: G protein-coupled receptor signaling pathway. NCBI's taxonomy places the organism in Eukaryota, Metazoa, Chordata, Ceratodontiformes, Protopteridae. Gene Ontology annotation, cellular component: membrane. The coding region runs from base 1 to 1059 and encodes 352 amino acids. Gene Ontology annotation, molecular function: G protein-coupled receptor activity. The transcript is spliced from 3 exons.
AUGGAGAAGGUACCACAUUCUGUCUGCACUGAAAGUUGUCAGUUUGGAUACCAAAAGGUUUCUCGUCAAGGACAACCCCUCUGUUGUUUUGAUUGCAUAGCCUGUUCCAAGGGAGAAAUAAACAACCAGACUGAUGCUGUGAGCUGCCUGAAAUGUGAAGAGGAUUUCUGGUCCAAUGAGAAACGAGAUAUGUGCAUUCCAAAAAGCCUAGAAUACCUGUCUUAUGAAGAUCCUAUUGGAGCUACACUAGUUUUUUUCUCUGUUACCCUGAGUGGGUUGUCAGUUACCAUUUUCUGUAUUUUUAUUAAAUUCAAGGAUACUCCUGUAGUCAAGGCUAACAAUUGUGAGCUCAGCUAUUUUCUGUUAAAUGCCCUUACACUCUGCUUCCUUUGCUCCCUAUUGUUUAUUGGAUGGCCUAUGAAACUGAACUGCAUGUUUCGUCAAGUAGUGUUUGGUUUGACUUUUUCCUUCUGUGUGUCAUGCAUUUUGGCAAAAACAGUCACAGUGGUAAUUGCUUUCAGUGCAACAAAGCCAGGAAGUAGACUGAGGAACUGGGUAGGAUCUAGGGUACCUGCUUCCAUUGUAAUCAUUGGAUCACUGGUUCAGAUGAUUAUAUGCCUUACUUGGUUGUCCAUUUCUGCUCCAUUCCCAGAAGUUAACAAGACCUCACAAGCUGGAAAGAUAAUCAUCGAGUGCAAUGAAGGCUCAGCAUUUGCCUUUUGGAGCAUGGUGGGAUACUUGGGUUUGUUAGCUGUUGUCUCUUUUAUUGUUGCCUUCUUAGCCAGGAACUUACCUGGCAGCUUCAAUGAAACCAAGCUCAUUACCUUUAGCAUGCUUGUAUUUGUCAGUGUGUGGCUGUCAUUUAUUCCUGCAUACCUGAGCACCAGGGGAAAAUACAUGGUAGCUGUGGAAAUUUUUGCCAUCUUAGUUUCUAGUGCUGGAAUGCUUGGCUGUAUAUUCUUACCCAAGUGUUACAUUAUAAUACUGAGGCCAGAAAUGAACACCAAAGGGUAUAUGGUUGGAAAAACUGACAUAAAAACUCCAUCAACCAAUAACUGA